AGUCCAUUGAGAAAAGACUAAAAAUGAAUUAUAGAGUAUGUGGUGUCCUGAUUUCAUUCUGGUUGCGAUUACUCUUUUAUUGGACGGGCAGUGCUGCGAAAGAAAGAUCUCUUAUAUCUAACGGAUUCUUGCCUUAUAGAACGGUUCAAACUUAUCAGAAAUAUUGUAUCUGUGAAACAUCUUAUUCUUGUUCCUGUUGUCAAAAUGUUAUUAUUUUGUACACCAAAGUUGAAAAAAAUCUUUGCGUUAAUUUUAUAUAUCAAAGAAAUGGAUUGAAUAUUGAUAUUACGUUGAAUUCCGACAUAUUAAGAGCUAGAACAAUCACAGAUUAUAAAUCAUUAAAGUUUUGCACUAAUAUACCAGGAUGUUACUUCUCAUCUGCAUGCAUAAAUGUAUUGGAACUCAAUAAAUUUCCCAGGUAUGGCAUACUUAAGUGUAAUUCUUUUAUAACCGAGUCAUAUAUUUUUAUUUUUAUUAUAAAUGUUUUUUUAAAUUUGAAUCGAAGAUCGAUCACUGCUUGUCUUCGAAUGGAUAUUUUCUCUAAGAAACGAUUAUGGCAAUUAAAUUAUGACUGCGUCGCCAUAUCAACAGAGUUGCCUACAAUACCAAGUAAUGGAACAAUGUCAACAACGGUUAAAACUGCAGGAAUGUCUACGACGAUGAGCGCUGGAAUGACAUCAGCAAUGACCACUAGUAAAAUAACUACUACGACGAUGAUAACGACGAUAAAAAAUACAGAACGUACUACACCACGAGAUGUAGAGGUGAUAACAGUACCGGGAAAUGAAUCAACAACGGUCGUGGAUAUCGAUAAAUAAUUAUUAUAAUAGAUCAAAUAGUC
Molecule: messenger RNA, 841 nt
Organism: Apis mellifera (honey bee)
Lineage: Eukaryota; Metazoa; Arthropoda; Insecta; Hymenoptera; Apidae
Exons: 3
Coding region: 24-818 (264 amino acids)
Source: RefSeq, a predicted model, not a curated record